UGAACAUGACGGUGGCGCGCAUGACGUACCUCCACCACAAGCGGCUCCGGGAGCCUCGGGAACCUCGAGCGAGCUGCGAGGCGAGGCAGUCAGUCGCUCUCAGCUACGACAUGCAUAACGCAUGAAAGCCCGAGCGAGAUCUUUCUAACCCGUCUCUCCUCCGCCGCCAUACACACACACAUACACAUACACAUUCACAUUCACUCUCUUGCUCUCUCUCUCUCUCUCACACACAUAUAUACAUUAUCUCUCUCCCCGUAUUCUCUCACCCACACUCACGCAUACACGUAUACACGUAUACCGUAUGUAUACGCACACUCAUAUACACUCACGUAAAGAGAGGGACGUCCACCGCCAGAAGGAACACACACGCACGACAUCAUAUACUUACUCUACUCCCGCCGAGUCGAGUCUCUUCCGUUCCGCGAUUACCGUCGUACGUCCCUUUACGCCGAGCCGGUCGGUCGCUUGCUCGUUGCUCGGUCGUCGGUCCGCGGUGGCAACCCCCGAGUGCAGUCGCGCCGUGCAUCGUCGUCAUCGGUUCGCGUUUACCACGUCGGGGCCACGGACACAACACCAGUGUGGAGUAAUCCUCGCAUCACCGUAGACGUCAUCGUCGUUUUCAAGAGAUAGUGAUUAUUCGACAAGUUCGAAUCCCCAACAGGGAUGUGUGAUCUCGGCUAAAUCGAUAUCCUUGGUCGCGAGUGACUUCUCGAUUCGUCUCGAAGGGCCGGAGCCAGAGAGCGAUCUUUUGCUUGUGAUUCUCGUGCCAGAAGAAGAAAGGAAGAACCGGAGUGCCGCGAUAAAGCGGUGCUCCGAGUCACGUUUUUUUUCCGCGGGGGCCCACCCCGUCGGAGAAGACCAAGAAGACGGUACACGGACGCCUCUUCCUUCGUUGACUCGUCGAUGUUUCUGUAUCGUCGCAUGCAUGAUAAUCUUGAGAAACUAUGGACGAAAGUUCGUCAAGAGCGAUGACCAGCUUCGUCUGGUACUUAGUGUGUCAUCGCGAACUGUGGAUUGUGCCACGAGUGAACAGUGAUUAAAAAAAACUUCUCGAGUAUCGUACGAUCGUACGUCAUUGUAAGGUGACUAAGCAUACAACUGACAGCGUUCGAUUCUAAGAUCUUGCGAAGAGACUCCACCGCGACAAUCAAUAUUUUCGUGGAGAUUUUUUAUCGAAAUAUAAAAAUCUUCAUUUUUUUUAAUCUAUCGACGAUAAUCAACGUUUGGAGAUUCUUUCUGCAAAAAGGGGUGCGCUCGAGAAUCCGCACGUACCCCGUGGACGUUCCACACCGUGGAACUACACCGAGGGGGUUUUGCGAAACCUCUCGACGAGCGGAAAGUAGAUGGCCGCUACCACGUACAUGCCGAUUAGUAGCGCAGUGUCUACCGACCUGGAUGGUGGUUCGGGUACAACGAUCGGAAUGAACAUCGCCGUAGGUGGCUAUUCUUCGGGCUCGCCCCGCAGCGCCGCCGACGCCGGGGAGAUGAAGUAUAUGCCGGCGCCGCAGCAUCAUCACCACCAUCACCAUCACCAUCAGGUGACGGGCUCGCCGUCGCCGAACGGACUCUCUCAUCCGGCGGCGAGUCUCUCUUCGGCAAAUCCCUGGGUGAGCCUACAGCCUGGCAGCGAUCCCUGGGCAGCCUCGAUGGGCAUGCAUCAUACUACCCAUCAUCCUCAUCAUCAUCCCCAUCAAGCUAAUGCGAGUCUCGACGUGAAACCACUGACCGCGGCCGCCGCGGCAACCGCGACGGACCAAGGCAUGCACCAUCGGGGCCCGCAUCAGUCCCCGGGCAUGGCCUCGCCGCACUCUUGGCAUGCACCGGUCGUUCCGUCGGCGCAUUACAACCCCAGCGGUGGCGCGGCCUCGCCCACCACCCUGCAACAGUACCACGCGGCGAUGAAUGGCAUGCUGCACCAGCAUCCGCACCAGCAUCCGCAUCAGCUGCAUAAUCAUCAGACCGGAUUACCUCACCAUUUGAGGGACGCGCACAAUCACAGUCCACCGUCGGGGCAUCCGCUGCAUGCGGGGCAUCCUCUCGACAGGGAUCACAGCGCCGGCGAGGAGGAUACGCCGACGUCGGACGAUCUCGAGGCCUUCGCCAAGCAGUUUAAGCAGCGACGCAUCAAGCUCGGCUUCACCCAGGCAGACGUCGGUCUCGCACUCGGUACACUCUAUGGCAACGUUUUCUCUCAGACGACAAUUUGCAGGUUUGAAGCUCUACAGUUGAGCUUCAAGAAUAUGUGUAAGUUGAAACCAUUGCUGCAAAAGUGGCUCGAGGAAGCGGACUCGACGACCGGUUCGCCGACGAGCAUCGACAAGAUCGCCGCUCAGGGUAGGAAACGGAAGAAGAGAACGUCGAUCGAAGUAUCGGUAAAGGGCGCGCUCGAGCAACACUUUCACAAGCAGCCUAAACCCUCGGCUCAAGAGAUCACCUCGCUAGCGGACUCGCUGCAACUCGAGAAGGAAGUCGUCAGGGUGUGGUUCUGUAAUCGACGGCAGAAAGAGAAGAGGAUGACGCCGCCGAAUACGCUCGGCGACGGCAUGAUGGAAGGCAUGCCGCCGGGCCACCAGGGACAGGGCGGCCUUCAUCAGGGUUAUCAUCCGCAGGAUCACCUGCACGGGUCGCCCAUGGGCCACAGCCACAGUCCGCCGAUGCUCAGCCCACAGGCUCUCACGGCUCACUCGCUUGCGGCUCACUAGCGUUCGCCGGGGCCUCCCCCAUUGGGCCUCGCAGUAACCUCGCAGAACUCGACAAACGUGUCGUCGACGGCGGAAACGACGACCCUGCCGCCGUUCUAUCAUCACUACCUUCAGGCACGCACCGGCAGUUACACGACUUCGUAGCUGACGGAUUCACGGCGCCCUUUCUACCUGCCGGAUGGCAGCGCUCGUUAUCAAAACGAGGGUACGAAAUGGUGGCUCGUUCAACGAGAUUCAACGGGGUUCAACGAGGCCGAUACCGGUCCACCGGGGAGGCUGAGGAGCUGACGCGUUCGGCUAGCGAUCUUUUGUCGACCUUGACCGCCGCGCCCUGAUCCGAAAAGAGGAUGAAAGCUCUGGACGAAAUAGAUGGAAUGAGAGAAAGACGGGAUAAGGAAGGACAAUGUCACGGCCAUCGGCGAACAUCCUUCAUCCGAGUUCUUCAGGAUACUUUCGUCGUCGUCGUCCUCGUCAUAGUCAUCAUUCUCAUCGUUGCUCGCGCUGUUGCGAUUAUUUCCUUCAUCGACGAUGUCCCGGUGAUAAGUGAUACCUUCUCAUCGUGUUUUUCCGAUCCAGGAAGAGAUCGAGUGUCGUUCUCUCGAAGGGUACAGUCGUAGUGAUGAUGUUCCUCUUUCGUGUGGUCAGGUUGCGGCCCGUUCGUCUGUUCGCGGAGUCCGAGCUGGACCACGGACUUUGUUGCUGUUAUUGUUGUUGUUCUUUCGUCAUCGUUGGUGAGCGGAAGUGAGUUUACUUGACGGUUUCCGACGGGAAUCUGAAGAAAGAUAGUUAAUAACAGGGUGCGAGACGGACUUGGGCAAGGGUGCGGCUAAAAAGAACGGAGAUGUGUUUUUAUCUCUUCUCUCUCGCCCGCGAAGAAAGCGGGGAUCGAAUGUCGGACACGAAACAAGCGUCGCAACGGUGUCUUUUCCGUGCGCGCGCGAUUUUCCUGCUUAUCGUCUGCGAAGAGAGUCUGAAAUUCGCGGGACAAUUACGGACGGACGAACGGGCGACAAAAAAAAGAACGUACGUUAGGAGCGAGUGUUGUGUUCGCGCGGGAUUUGCUCGGAGCAAACUCGGCGGAUGAUGUAACAUAAGUAUAAAUAUGGACUGUAAAUAAUGUACUAGAUAAAGCUAGUAAGUUAAGUGAGAGAGAACAUGAGUCGUCGUCAUUGUCAUCGUCGUCGUCAUCGUCGUCGGCGAGAAAAGCAGACGCAGGAGCUGGAAUAGACGGAGGAGAAAAAGAUAAAGAGAGAAGGCAGGGAGAGAGACAAA
This is a messenger RNA of Formica exsecta, 3977 nucleotides long. It is a transcript of the gene vvl, whose product is annotated as POU domain protein CF1A. Gene Ontology annotation, molecular function: DNA-binding transcription factor activity, RNA polymerase II-specific; RNA polymerase II cis-regulatory region sequence-specific DNA binding. Gene Ontology annotation, biological process: regulation of transcription by RNA polymerase II; brain development. Gene Ontology annotation, cellular component: nucleus. NCBI's taxonomy places the organism in Eukaryota, Metazoa, Arthropoda, Insecta, Hymenoptera, Formicidae. The transcript has a single exon. The record is from RefSeq and is a predicted model, not a curated record. The coding region runs from base 1347 to 2705 and encodes 452 amino acids.